This is a messenger RNA of Lytechinus pictus (painted urchin), 5790 nucleotides long. Its product is annotated as AP-4 complex subunit mu-1-like. Gene Ontology annotation, biological process: intracellular protein transport; protein targeting; Golgi to lysosome transport. The record is from RefSeq and is a predicted model, not a curated record. Gene Ontology annotation, cellular component: trans-Golgi network; cytoplasmic vesicle; clathrin adaptor complex. Lineage: Eukaryota; Metazoa; Echinodermata; Echinoidea; Temnopleuroida; Toxopneustidae. The coding region runs from base 80 to 1432 and encodes 450 amino acids. The transcript has 13 exons.
GUCUUAUUAGACAUCGCGUUGACGUCCGAUCAAAAACUAUAAUAGAAUUAGAAAAGACAGGUCUAACUCUAAGAAGUAAAUGAUGUUUUAUCAGAUUCUGGUGCAAUCAUCAAGAGGCAGCGAUCUUCUAACGAAAGAAUAUCAGGAACAUGGGAUUCCAAAGUUUGGAGAAGUUUUCAGGUCUUUCCUUAAUAAGAACCUCGAAGAAAAAGAUCUACUUCCAGUUAUGGAAGUAAGUGGCAAGUACAUCAUUCACAUAAAGUGCAAUGGUAUAUAUUUUAUAUGUUCUGCAUCACAAGAUGAACCACCUUUUGCAGCUUUGGAAUUAUUAGAAAGAUUGAGCGGGUUAGUGAAAGACUUUUGUGGUAUUGUAUCAGAAGAAGCCAUUGUUCAGAACUCUGCUCUGGUAUAUGAAUUAUUAGAUGAAAUUAUGGAUUGUGGUAUAGUACUCACUACUUCAACCCGUAGUUUGAAGCCUUAUAUUCAGACUGAUCCCAUACCAGUGAAAGCUGAUAGGCAGAUUGAAGGAAUCCUUGGUAUCGCACCUGGAUUGUUUGGUUCUGAUUUUCAAAUUGCUCCAAGUAAUUCUCCUGAUAAGCCAUUAUCUCUUAGUCAACAUUCUCAGGCACUUGGCAGUCAGAAAAAUGAAGUUUACUUGGACAUCAUUGAAAGGAUGACUGUGCUUGUAGCAGUCAAUGGUACUGUUAUCCAGAGUGAGUUGAAUGGUACAGUACAUCUGAGAAGCUUUCUUAUUGGAAACCCUGAACUUGUGAUUGGUUUAAGUGAAGACCUUAUGAUAGGUAGAGGUAGUCCAAUCAGUACUGGACCAGGAGUUAGAUUAGACCAUGUUCAGUUCCAUCCUGCUAUUAGUCUAGCUGAGUUUGAGCAGCAGAGGGUCUUAAGAACUCAAAGCCAAGAAGGAGAGACAACAUUAAUGAAAUAUGGUAUUUCUAAUCAUCUUUCCAAUAAACUUCCAUUCCAAGUAGAGGCAUCAGUGGCAGAGAUUACUGAAAAACAGAUUGUGGAAGUAGAACUUCAUGUAAUGUGUCAUGUUGAUCAGAGACACCAUGCUGUCAAUGUCAAACUCAACUUACCACUACCCAAAGCUACUACAGAUGUAUCCCCAAGCCUACCAUCACAAAGUCAAACCAUGGAGUAUAAACGAGGAGACAGAUCAGCAGUGUGGUGUAUUAAGAAGAUGAUAGGUGGUAAUAAACAUACAGCUAGACUAAGGAUUCAUUUGGACCAUCUUAGUAACAGUACCCUUGUAGAAAUCGGCCCAGCUAGUCUAGAAUUUGAACUCAAAGACUUCACUUCCUCCAAGCUUCAGAUUCGUUUCCUCAAAGUGUUUGACAGGCACAACUCCUAUGUACCAUUCCGUUGGGUUCGUUAUGCAACCCUCAGUGAUUCCUAUGUCAUCAGACUCAGAUAACAUCAAUACACUAGACACACUGUGAGGAGAUUCCUGUGUGUCAUUCUUUGCAGCAAGAGAUAUGUCAGGUUGUGCUCUGGAAUACCUUGCAUGCUGUAAGCGAGCUCUUUGUGGUGAGAAGUUUACAGUAUUCCUCCAUACAUCCUGUCUUGAAUUUUCAUGGGGAAUGGAUUACAAUUGGCCAACACAAGACUAUAUUAAAAAAAAAAAAACAGUAGAAAUAACUGAAUUAUAGAUAAACGAUUUGGGCUAAGUUGUUUGUACUGUCCCAUCUUUGAUAUUUCUGGGAUUUUCAGAGAAGGGAAAGUAAGAUAAUGACUUUGUGAGGCAAUUGGUCGAAUAUAUGAUGACUAUUUGUCUUGAUGAUGGAAAGCAUGUGUUACUGGGUAAAUACUCCAGUAGUGUUCCACUCCCCAUGAAACAUGACAUUAUAUCUUUUAUAAAGAACAUUUCAUUCCCCAAAGCAUGCUCACUUUAACAUCUCUAACAAAAUUUUCAAAUUCUUCAGCCGUGGUGAAGUCAAGGCUGGAGUUCAUGUUUGAUAAAACUUAUUUCAGACAUUAAAUGGUCCUUAACCCUAAACAGCCCCUCGACAUUUUCCACGACCAUUCUGCUGCGCGAAUUUUUUUGGCUCAUUGACUUUUUACUUUGAAAUCUUGCGGGUAUGCGGUUGAAAAAUUAUGCCACAUUAUGUAAGUGCAUGUCAGACCAAAAAUUGCACCUAACCAUGAUUUUGUGUACAAAGUCAAUGCAAAUUGAGUUUUCUCAUGUUCGUCAUAAAGAUAUGAUUAUUUUUACUUUCAUCAGCUGAAAUAAAUUGAUUUUAGCGUAAUUAUGCUUCAAAAAGGUUCUGCAAUAAAUUUGGCAAAAAAACAAAAACAGAAGGUAAAAAGCAGAGAAAUGCCUAAGAUAUUCAUAAAACCAUAAUACACAUAAAUCAGUUUCAAACCAGCACUUUUUAUCAUUAGUAAUUGUUAGCAAUGGUAAAAAGAAUAUUAACACCAGAUAUAAGCAUUCUAGGAUUUUUUUUAGUGAAUUAUGAAUUAUGCAAAAAUUUAUUCAUAUAAAAAAUGUAAUUACCUAGGAAAAAUUAACCAUACAGUCUUGUAGAUUACAUUCCACACUAUUAUCAUUCCAAUUUUCUCAGCGUUUGUGCGAUUGGCAGCCUAGAUGUCAAGGGGGCAUUGAUUCAACCCCCCCCCGGUCAGCUAACAUCCAAAAAAGCCAAGUCUGGUUAGGGUUGAAGCCAGCCUCUCUUGACUCCAUCAUUGCUUGUUGACCAACCAUAUUGUCAUUUUUGCAUGUUAGCUUUGAUUUGUUAAACUAAUACAUGUAUUAACAUUUCAAUAUAAUGAUCACUUUGUAAUGAACAGAUUUAUAUUUUUCUUGAUUAUAAUUUUUUUCAAAUAUUAUAGUAUGGUAGGUUGUGCUGUAAUGUAAUAGGAGUAAAUUUGUAAUAUUUCAUCAAAUUGAUUUUGUUGCAAUUGCGAGCAUUGUUAAAGCAAGCAAUAUUUACAAAUUUUGUGUUUAAUAUGGAUUUGUAGCACUGAUGAAGGAUAUAUUUUCAUGACUCCCGUUUCAUAGAAAAUUCAAAGAAAGUUUUAAAAUUGAUCUGGUUAUCUGUUAUCAUGAAGGAAAAGAUGAUACAAUAAUUAAUGUAUACCCUUCAAACAAUUUAUCUCAUGCUUCAAUGCCGGGACUUGCCAUCUCUGACAACUUAUUUAUUACUUUUAGCAGUUAACGUAACAAUAAAAAGUUAAAACUACCCUCAACUUUUACAACCCAUCUACCUGUAUCCUUGCCGUCUUUCUCAGUUUACAGAACUUGUUCUGUUUACAGUAUUUAACCAGUCUAAGGCUGCGUUUAUGCGACCUCAAGCCAGAAUCGUGAUUCGAAUCAUGAUUUGAAUCAUGAUUCAAAACACAAACAUGAAUCACAAUACCACAGAAUCAGCGUUCAGACGACCUUGAUUUUAAAGCUGUUUUUCCUCGGAUUCGGACCGAUCCAGUGCGCAUCACAGUGCGCAGUUUGACAGAGGAAGUUAGGUUAACUUUUUUCGCACGUGUUUUGGCUCCCGAAAAAUCAAUCCUGUACCUUCCGAAUUCAGUCUAUAAUACCGCAAUUUGUUUACCUAUUAUUCUUCUUGUCGGUUUAUCGAAAAUUGUGUUCGGAUGUAAAUUUUAGCGUAGAUCCAAUUUCAUAUUGACACUUGUUAACUCAACAACAAUUGAUAUCAUUGUCUGUUCAGUUAGUUCAUUUACUAGUUCACUUGAAGUUGAAGACAUGACCAAAAAAAAGAUGAAAAGAAGUGGACGAUGCGAUGCCCAACACAGAAAGCAUGCAUAUCGUAUUAUGUAUAAAUGCACGGAGCAUAUAGCGCGUCUUGAGCUUGGCAAGAGUCAAACCUAAAGUAGCCCGACACAAUGACGUCAUAGAAUCAUGAUUGUAAUCACGAUAUCGUUUAUUCGAACAUUUUCGUACGUGAUUCUGCAGAAACGUCUUUCCAAACGCCCCUUUUUUCGUGUUUCAUGAUUGUGAUUCUAAUCAUGAUUAUAUUCAAUUUCGACUAAACGCAAUCGUGAUUCUGCAGAAUCAUGAUUUGAAUCAUGAUUCAGAUCAUGAUUCUAGGGUAAAAAAGUGGCGGAUAAACGCACCCUAAAUCUCAGUGAAAUUAAAGGGUAGAUGGCAUCAAUAGACUUGUAUAAUACUUAAUAGUUUUUAUGUAAUGACAGAUUUUUAGGUUAUAGAUUAACCUUUACUUUCAGAGGUGUUGUGCAGACAAAAACAGUCCUCUCUUAUCAAACCACGAACCGGGAGUGGGUAAAGAGCAAAACAUACAAAAAAGAAAAGACGUGAUACUGCACCUGUGUGUUGGUGGGGUUAACAGCCUCAUUGGCCUUUGGUAUCCUGGACCUUCAUUAAGCUUAUCAUGAAUUAUAUGUCUUGCUACUAGUAAAUAAUUUCCAGUGAGCACAAUUUUUAUUAAGAGAAUUCUUUCCACAUAGUGCAAUUAUAUUUGAUGCUAAUAAAAUAAUCUAUAGUUGACCUCUUUCGUCAAGUCCAUUAACUGUUUUUCAGUUCUUUUUAUAAGUAAAUAAGAAAUUUGCAUCUCAUGUAUGUGUUAGAGAGUACUUGGUACCCACUUGUCCUACUUUCCUUUUUGUCUCAUCCCACAUGGUUCUAAUCCUAGUUCAUCUAAACCAAUUUGUCUACUAACCAUUUGGUCUAAUUGCUUUUUAGCCCAUUUAUCAUUUGGUCUGAUUUCCAGAUAGGCUAUACCCAUUUCAUCUUAUAAUCACUUGAUCUAACACCACUUAGUCUAUAUGAUUAGAUGAACUGUUUAUGAACCAAAUUUUCAUUUGAUAUGUGAAAAAUAAUAAGUAAAUGAAGUGGAAAUUAGACCAUCUGUGCAUUGCUCAAAUGACAGUAGGAUCAAGUGGUAAAAAGACAAAGCGACAAUUAGACAAAAUGAUAGUAGACCAAAUGAGUUAACUUAAGCCAUGAUAAUCUGAGAAUUAGACCAUCUUGUUGUAGACCAAGUGGAUACAUACAUGUUAGACUUAAUGGCCCAAAUUCACAAAGGUAUUUUUUUAAAGUGUUGGUUGAACCCAUGGUUUAUGCAGAUUUCCUACAUAAAUUGCGUUUAAUGUAGAAAGAUGUCCAAUUCUGAUGCACCCUUUUGUCACAUUGCACUAAAUUGACGCCUGUUUUCGUGGUUAUCCAUACUAUUUUGUUAAUGAGUCCACUGAUUUUGAAAUAAUGAUUCCAUUCAAACAGUGGAUUAAUGAAUAAAAUAGCGCGCUUAACCAUGGCAACAGGCGUCAAUUUCGUGCACUGUGACUAAAGCAUAAUUUAACAGGAAAUCUGCUUAAACCUUGGGUUCAACCAAUGGUUUUCAAAACCAUUGGUUGAACCCAAGGUUUAAGCAGAUUUCCUGGCCAGUCAGAAUUCAGGCCAUUCUGACUGUGACGUUGCCUUUCCACACUUCCUCAAUGACAUACAUCCACAACACACAUCCACACUGACUGCAAUAAACCAAGAUAGUGUAAUAAAUGAGCAAAUCGGUAAUUCCAGAGGUAGGAAAUAAAGCCGUUUUAUUGCACAAGUGCAAACUAAAUCUCCUAGGGCAGAUAAUAGAAAAUUAGUCUGAGUUGAUUAUGUACAUUAUGUCAAGAAUCCUGUAAAUGUGCAGAUACCAUAUGGGUGCAUCACAUUCAUUUCUUAGAGUCCGUACUUUUGUAUUUUCUUGUAAAUCUACAAAAGACACACUGGAUGUACACUCCAUCCUUUGCAUGUCUUUAUAAAAGAAAAGAUAAAAUAAAAAGAAAGAAUAAAAUGACCUGAUUUUUUGAAAACCA